GCGGCCUUGGCAUGAGCUUGACAACCGGAGUUGCUUCUUGGCAAAUUUAGAAUCUUCAGAGAUAAGGGAAUUCCAUGACUUGCUCACGCAUCGGAGUUGAGUCAGUUGUUUCAUGGAAAAUCUACAGAGGAUUUCUGCAACCAGAUCCAACGGAAUAUGCAGUGAUGGUUCAGGUUGUUUCCGUCGUGUUAGUGUUCGAUGAGGUUGUUUCCUCCGUCCAAUCCAUGAUGUUAGGCUUGGAUGAGGUUGUUUCCGCCGUCGAAGCGGUGACAUUAGGGUUAGAUGAGGUUGUUUCCGCCGUCGAAGCGGUGAUGUUAGGGUUAGAUGAGGUUGUUUCCGCCGUCGAAGCGGUGAUGUUAGGGUUGGAUGAGGUUGUUUCCACCGUCGAAGCAGUGAUGUUAGGGUUGGAUGAGGUUGUUUCCGCCGUCGAAGCAGUGAUGUUAGGGUUAGAUGAGGUUGUUUCCGCCGUCGAAGCAGUGAUGUUAGGGUUGGUUUAGGCCGUAGCAUGUUUUUUGCCAUUUGCUAUCACCCCUCUUAUCAAAAU
Messenger RNA from Lathyrus oleraceus (garden pea), 544 nucleotides. RefSeq lists its product as uncharacterized. Lineage: Eukaryota; Viridiplantae; Streptophyta; Magnoliopsida; Fabales; Fabaceae. The transcript has 2 exons. The record is from RefSeq and is a predicted model, not a curated record. Bases 75 to 497 code for a protein of 140 amino acids.